Molecule: messenger RNA, 955 nt
Organism: Condylura cristata (star-nosed mole)
Lineage: Eukaryota; Metazoa; Chordata; Mammalia; Eulipotyphla; Talpidae
Gene: ZFAND1
Product: zinc finger, AN1-type domain 1
Exons: 8
Coding region: 7-813 (268 amino acids)
Biological process (GO): cytoplasmic stress granule disassembly
Cellular component (GO): cytoplasm; cytoplasmic stress granule
Molecular function (GO): zinc ion binding
Source: RefSeq, a predicted model, not a curated record
AGGGAGAUGGCGGAGUUGGACAUCGGGCAGCACUGCCAGGUGGAGCACUGCCGGCAGAGAGAUUUUCUUCCAUUUAUAUGUGAUGGUUGUUCAGGAAUAUUUUGCCUGGAACACAGAAGCAAGGAGUCACAUAACUGUCCUGAGGUGACUAUAAUCAAUGAGAGAUUGAAGUCAGAUAAGCAUACAUCUUACUCAUGCUCAUUCAAGGAUUGUACUGAAAAAGAACUUAUGCCUGUUAUAUGUCCUUACUGUGAGAAGAAUUUUUGCUUGAGACACCGUCAUCAGUCAGAUCAUGAAUGUGAAAAACUGGAAACCCCUAAACCUCGAAUGGUUGCCACUCAGAAACUUGUUCAAGACAUUAUUGAUUCUAAGACAGGAGAGACUGCGACCAAACGACGGAAAGGUGCAAAAAAUAGUGAAACUGCUGCCAAGGUAGCACUGAUGAAACUAAAGAUGCAUGCCGAUGGAGACAAAUCAUUGCCACAGACAGAGAGAAUUUAUUUUCAGGUUUACUUACCUAAAGGGAGCAAAGAGAAGAGCAAACCAAUGUUCUUUUGCCACCGAUGGAGCAUUGGAAAAGUCAUAGACUUUGCAGCAACUUUAGCCAGUCUUAAAAACGACAAUAACAAAUUAACAGCUAAGAAAUUAAGGUUAUGUCAUAUUACUUCAGGAGAAGCCUUACCCUUGGAUCAUGCUUUGGAAACCUGGAUUGCUAAAGAGGAUUGCCCAUUAUAUAAUGGUGGGAAUAUUAUUUUAGAAUAUCUUAACGAUGAAGAACAGUUUUUAAAAAAUGUUGAUUCUUACUUGGAAUAGUCAAAGAUUGAGUUCAAGGAUUCAAGUCAAGGUCUCAUAAGGAAAAUUCUGUGUUGUCAGUUUUUUUAAAUACAAGCACUAUGCUUAUUUUUUAUUUGUAAAAGUUGUCACUUAACUUAUUUUCAUUGUUAUAAUUCGCAUU